CCCGAAGAAUAUGACAAAAGUGCUCCGUUUGUUUUUUUUUUGACGAAAAAAAGGCUAGUGUGAAAAGGUAAGAAGAAAAUGCCAUACUGAUGACGUGGCUCACCUUUGUUGAGAAUCAAUCGUGACAUGAUGUCACUAGCUAAAAUUUUUUUGGGGCUAAUCCGGAGGAAAAUGAUAGUUAGUGCAAAAGAACAACAUUAGCGGUAUUACUCCCAUAAUCGUGUGUGCAUAGUGACAUACAAAGAUUUCCCUUAUGUUUUUGCGAAAAUAUUACACAAUUCGUAUGCUUAUAAUAGAAAGAAAAACAUUGUAUUUACAUGCUUCUGUUAUUCUCACAUUAACACCAUAUGGUGACCGAACAAAAAUGGCUACGAGUCUUAUUCAUUUCUAACAUGAGUACAUUUAUACAGUUUUGGUGGGAAAUUUCCACCACUAUUUGGAUACCAACUGGAUAACUUGAUCAUGGAUCUAUGUAUUGCAUCCCUUUGUUUUGUUAAUUUAAGAAAUCAAUUGCAGAGGUCUGAGGAAUGGAUGUUGGUGAGAGCUAAUGAACUGAAGGAAGAUGUAUGCAUGAUGUUUAAGUCUUGUAACAACAUGGCAACACAAAUUUGCUUACUGGAUACACUCCAACAUCUCGGAAUAGAUUACCACUUCAAAGAGCAGAUCGACACUAUGCUAAGCCAGAUCUUGGAGAGUGAAUUUUUUAGUAGCUCAAGCCUCAGUGAAGUUGCUCUGGGGUUUCGCUUGCUUAGGGAGCAUGGCCAUUGGGUUUCUCCAGAUGUUUUCAAUAAAUUCAAGACACGAGAUGGGAGCUUCAGUAAGGACAUAUCACAUGAUACAAAGGGGCUAUUAAGUUUGUAUAAUGCAGCUCAUCUUCAUGUUCAUAGUGAGCCAACACUCGAAGAAGCCAUAACUUUUGCAAGGCAUCAUCUUAGAUCAAUGAGGGGUAUUGAUCUAAAGACCCCACUAGCUAAUCAAGUCAAGCGGGCCCUUCACAUACCACUGCCACGGGCUUGUAAGAGGAUAGAAACACUGCAUUAUAUCUCUGAGUACAAAGAAGAGGAAGGAUAUAAUCCAGUUCUACUCAAGCUCGCAAAACUAGAUUUUAACCUUUUGCAACAUGUCCACUUGCAGGAGCUGAAAGCGAUUACUGAGUGGUGGAACAGUUUUUCUAGAAAUAUUGGACUAAGUUAUAUUCGUUGUCGCGUGGUGGAGAGCUACACAUGGGCCUCUGUUGUAUAUUAUCAGAGAGGUUUCAAACUACCAAGACGUAUUAUCGCAAUGAUGAUUGUUCUUAUUACCACUGUGGAUGACACAUAUGAUAUCCAUGCUACCAUAGAUGAUUGUCGGAAGUUACAUGAAGCCAUACAAAGAUGGGAUGAAAGUGCCGUUGAUAUUCUGCCGGAGUACCUGAAGAGGUUGUAUAUGGAGUUGCUGAUAACAUUUAAGAAUAUUGAGGAUGAAGUGCCAGCCAACGUGGACUACAAUGUUUCCUACCUCAGAAAAGCGCGUCGGAAGUGUAAGGGUGAUGCAGCAAGCUCCGUGGAGUGUUACAUCCAUGAGCAUGGAGUCACAGACAAGGUGGCCAUUGCAAGGAUCGAUGAACUAAUAGAAGAGGAAUGGAAGAUUUUGAACAAAGCUCGCUUUGAAAAUCAUGAGCUUCUCCCAGCCUUGCAACCAAUUAUUGAUUUAGCACGCAGCUCGUCAUUGUUCUAUGAUAAUAGGAACGAUGUGUACACACUAAGUACACAUCUUCAGGAGACCGUCGAGAGCCUAUUCCUCAAGCCCAUCUAG
This is a messenger RNA of Aegilops tauschii subsp. strangulata, 1794 nucleotides long. NCBI's taxonomy places the organism in Eukaryota, Viridiplantae, Streptophyta, Magnoliopsida, Poales, Poaceae. The record is from RefSeq and is a predicted model, not a curated record.